CCUGCAUCCCUUGCGGCAGUGAUGGCGGCGGCGGGGCCGGGGGUGGCGGGUGCCGCUCGGGUCUCCAGCGGCCGCGACCUCAGCUGCGUCCCGGAGGUGGCGGGGGCGCUGGGGGCCGUGGCCCGGCAGGGGUUCGAUUUCCUCUGCCUGCCGCUCUUCCACCCCCGGCACCGGCGGGAGUUCGGCCUGGAACCCGCGCGGGAUCGGCCCGGGCCUCAGACGCGAUCGGAUCUUCUGCUUUCGGGACGCGACUGGAACACCCUGAUCGUGGGGAAACUCUCGCCCUGGAUCCGCCCCGACUCCCCCCUGGAGCACGUCCGCAGGAACUCGGAGGCUGCCAUGCUGCAGGAGCUGAAUUUUGGGGCGUACCUGGGGCUCCCCGCUUUCCUGCUGCCCCUCACCCAGGCCGAGAACCCCAACCUGGCGCGGGUGCUCUGCGCACACCUCCACACCGGCCACCACAGCGCCAUGUUCUGGGUGCGGGUUCCCCUCCUGGCGCCCGAGGACGUGCGGGAUGACCUCAUCGGGAACGAGGCGGGGCCGGAGGCGGGGCCUGAGGGGGCGGCGGCGGCACCCGAGGAGAAGACCUGGCUGUGGUGGCACAACUUCCGCACGCUCUGCGACUACAACAAGCGAGUGGGCGUGGCCCUGGAGGUGGGGGCGGACCUGCCGUCGGGGGCGGCCAUCGACCGGUGGCUGGGGGAGCCGGUGAAGGCGGCCAUCCUCCCCACCAGCAUCUUCCUCACCAACAAGAAAGGUUUCCCCGUCCUCUCCCGCCUCCACCAGCGCCUCGUCUUUCGCCUCCUCAAGCUGGAGGUGCAGGUGGUGGUGUCGGGGGCCCCCCGGCACGGGGGGAAGCCGCUGGGUUCCUACCUGCAGUACCUGGAGCACCUGGGGCAGCACCGGCCCCCCCCGUCCGCCUACGAGCUCUUCGCCCGGGGCUACGAGGAUUACCUGCAGUCGCCG
This is a messenger RNA of Grus americana (Whooping crane), 966 nucleotides long. RefSeq names its product protein arginine methyltransferase 5 (gene PRMT5). Lineage: Eukaryota; Metazoa; Chordata; Aves; Gruiformes; Gruidae. The annotation marks the transcript as partial. The transcript has 8 exons. The record is from RefSeq and is a predicted model, not a curated record. Gene Ontology annotation, biological process: regulation of DNA-templated transcription. Gene Ontology annotation, cellular component: nucleus; cytosol.